Molecule: messenger RNA, 380 nt
Organism: Staurois parvus
Lineage: Eukaryota; Metazoa; Chordata; Amphibia; Anura; Ranidae
Source: the annotation of a GenBank genome assembly
UCCCGCCUACCAUAUAGUACAAUGAGGGGCGCAAGGCGGUUCUCUCAUUCUGGGAGGACAUCAUGAGCUGUCACGCUGACAGCUGGAGAGCAGAGCAGAGCCGGUAAUCGGCAUCCCUCAGAGGGGACAUGUGCACUGUUCAUCAGGGCACUGAUGAUCAGUGUGCCCUGAUGAUCUCUGUAGCCCCAGCAAUGCCACCUGUCAGUGCCCAUCAGUGCCAGCUGUCAGUGCUCAUCCAUGUCACCUGCCAGUGCCCAUCAUUGCCACAUCAAUGCCAUAUAUCAGUGCCUACCAGUGCACAUCAAUGCCACAUAUCAGUGCCCACCUGAGCUGCCUUUCAGUGUCACCCAUCAAUGCCAGUAAGUGCCACCUAUCAGUGC